Messenger RNA from Mya arenaria, 2746 nucleotides. Its product is annotated as pirin-like. The record is from RefSeq and is a predicted model, not a curated record. Gene Ontology annotation, biological process: monocyte differentiation. Gene Ontology annotation, molecular function: quercetin 2,3-dioxygenase activity. The coding region runs from base 328 to 1194 and encodes 288 amino acids. Lineage: Eukaryota; Metazoa; Mollusca; Bivalvia; Myida; Myidae. The transcript has 7 exons. Gene Ontology annotation, cellular component: nucleus.
CUUCGUAGUUUAUGUCUGUUCGAAGCCUAAUUCGAGAGUAUUUCUUUUAUUUAUUUUAGGUCUUAUAUAUUGGGAAUCUGUUGCAAAAAAUAAAUUAGUUGUCACCCAAUACUAAAAAAACACAACUAAUACAUAAACAGACUGUAUUUCAAAUGCUUUACAUUCUUGACAAUUCCACAACUUCUCUCAUCAUGUGACAUCAAUCCGGCACGAUUCUGCAGCAAAGGAGACUCUGAAUGUGAAGAACAGAAGACGCAAGGUGAACAGAAAUACAACAGUGGACUCAACUUUAAUUCAAACAAAUUUGACAAAACAGAUAAAAACAUCAUGUCAAGAACAAUCGAGAACAUUGUUGAAAGCCGCGAGCAAGAUGAAGGUAUGGGGGCUCGUGUACGUCGGAGUAUCGGCUCAUCUCAAUUGAAAAAUCUUGACCCUUUCCUCAUGUUAGAUGAGUUUAAGGUGAAAAAGCCGGCUGGAUUCCCUGACCAUCCACACAGAGGGUUUGAGACGGUCACUUACAUGCUCGGUGGAUCGUUUAGGCACGAAGAUUUCUGUGGACACAAAGGAAUCAUCAACCCCGGUGACCUGCAAUGGAUGACAGCUGGCCGGGGAAUCCUGCACUGUGAAAUGCCGGAGGGGGAGGGGCUAGCCCAUGGGCUCCAACUGUGGGUGAACCUCAGUCGCCAAAACAAGAUGACAAAGCCCGACUACCAGGAGCUGCUUGAUAAGGACAUUCCGAGGACAACAAAAGAUGGGGUCACUGUCAAGGUCAUUGCAGGGGAAUCUCUGGGGAUCAAGUCUCCAGUGAAAACCCGGACCCCGACCAUGUAUCUGGACUUCAAGCUGGAAAAGGGGGCCACCCUUGUACAAAAUGUGCAUGAGGGCUGGACGGGAUUUGUGUACAUCCUAUCAGGGUCAGCCAUGUUCGGUCCAGAUGGACAGGCCAAGAAAGGACCAGCCCACCACACACUGGUGAUGGGACCAGGGAACUCCAUACAAGUCAAAAAUGAUGGAGGUGCAGUGUGCCAUUUUGUGAUGAUAGCAGGGCAGCCACUAGGUGAACCAAUUGUACAGUAUGGCCCGUUUGUAAUGAAUGAACAACAGGAAAUACAGCAAGCCAUAAACGACUAUCGGUCAGCCAGAAACGGCUUUGAAAAUGCUGAUAAAUGGCAGUCUGGAGCUAGCAGGGGAUAGACAUUUUACCUGUGAAAACUUUUUUGAAAGUGUCUAUUGCAUAAUACAUUAAAAAAAAUAACCUUUUAUUACUUUCUAUACUUUUCAUGAAAAAGUUAAAAAAAAAUUAUGUUUUACUUAAGAUAUUUAAAAAGUAUGUUAUGUUCAAGAUCUUAUAUUUAUUUUACUGUUUUAAUUAAUGUUUUGUAGGUUUAUUGUGGAUGUUGAAUUAAAAAACUAAUUAAAAACAUUUAUGAAAUGAAAAGGUAUAAGAAUAAUCUAUUAAUUGCUGAUUGGCCUAGGCUAAGAAACUGCUGUUUAUAAGAUUUAAAGAUAUCCCAUAUAUUUAUACUUACUUCAUUUAUUUUUACUAUACUAGAUAGCAGUUAAAUGAACAAUCAUUUGUGUCAAUUGUUUCUGUUUUGAUUUACCAAGAUGAAGGCGUCCUACACCAAGCCAUUCCUCUGUUGCACUUUUAAUCUCUUGUGAUAACUAACAAUAAUUUUAUAUUUUACUAUGCAUUUCGUUAAUCCAUAUAUUUCAGUAACAUAUCAUGCACAUUGUUUAGAAAUAUUUAGUCUACAGCCAGCUCAUAGACAGUAGAAAUAAGUACAACUACUGGUAUUUAAAUAAGAACACACAUUGGAAGUCCUUAUAUGUGUCAGGUCCUUGGGCGAUGAACACGGAGGAAGAGAUACAGGAAGCAGAGCGUGACUACACGUAUCAGCGGAACGGCUUCGAGGGCGCGCACGCCUGGAACUCUUGGGUCGCAUAUGAGUGACUGCUGGAAAAACAUUGUAAAAAAAUGGUUCCAAGAAUAGAGUGUAUUUCAUCUGUAACAGACUUUAACUUACCGUAUUGAGAUUUUAAUUAUAAUAAAUAGUAUAAAAAUGUGUGCCAUUGUUUGAUGUAUUGUCAAAUUGUGAUUUAGUUCACUUAAUUAAGGAUGAUUGUAUGAAGAAAUUACAUUUGAUGGAACGGAUUUACUAGUGUGAUGUUUUGUUUAUUUUGUUUGCUCAGGAUAUUUAGGGAAAACUCAUUUACAACACAUACUGUAAAGAUAUCAUACUUUGUUAAAAUGUCUGUAUCGGGUAUAUUGUUAAAAUUUGGUGUUUUAACUUCUGAGUUUGUCAAUACAUUUAAUUUAUUUUUAGCUGGUCUUUUUUUUUAAAGAAAAGAAGUUUUGUGAUAGCCUUGGUGCCAUCAUUAUGCAAAGACCUUUGCCAUGUAUGAAAAAAAUGGUACACAUGUUGCCAGGGUCAAUACACACAUGAAGCAAGUCAAUUAACUCUUGCAAUAAUAAAUUUUGAGUUAUUCCCCUUUCAAUUGAAACAAAGACAGAUGAGCCUUGACAUCCUCUUUUGGUGCUUUUGUUUGUUCUAACUGUUGGUCGAUUAUUUAGAUUCUACUGUUAAAAUGGAGGAUAUAAUUUCAAUCUUCAGCAGAAGAAUACACUUACUCAUAGCAGCGUCACCAUGAAUCUACAGCUAACUUGAUUUCAGUAUUUAUUGUGAAACUAUGAAUUUGUUGCAUGACAGACAAAAGUGUUAUUUCAAUAAAAAAUUGCUGACAC